GCGCGCUAACUUUCAUGUGACAAUCGCUAACCGAGAAGGCCGCUCAAUAAACUGACAAGUGUAAGACCCUCGUUUCGACAUCCAACGACUCUCACGACAUCAGCACUCUGCCGACAUGAAAAUGCAAUGAGCCGGCGCGUGAGCAGCAUCUCCACCACCGGCCCCGCUCCCGUCCGCCGCACCAGCAGCUAUGCGCCCUCGUCCACCUCCGACCGCCCACACCACAGCUUAAGCCGCCGAGCCUCCGCCCUCUCCAGCGCCGAGAAUGGCCAGCUCGAUCAACAGAUUUCCUCUGAAGAGGUCCGCGUCGCAGAGGAGAUAGCUGAGAUCAAGAGAUAUGAGGACUUCACGACGAUUGACUGGGUCCAGGAUGCCGCUCGCGAACAACAACGGCGCAAGUCGCGACGCUUGUCCCGAGUCGCUCACCAACAGUCCUUUGGUCGCGUAGGCUGGAGACGUAAAGUGUGGGAAGCAUACGAUGCUGGGCAAGGUUGGAUUGUUGUUACCUUGAUUGGUACGGCAAUCGGCCUCAAUGCUGCGUUCCUGAACAUCGUGACGGAAUGGCUAUCGGACAUCAAGCGAGGGCAUUGCACCACCGCAUUCUACCUGAACGAGAACUUCUGUUGCUGGGGAGCGGAAGAGGGGUGUAAAGAGUUUGUGCCUUGGUCAAGCUGGACGGUUGUGAACUAUGUGGUUUACAUCAUCUUCUCUACUCUCUUCGCAUUCACCAGCGCGAGACUGGUCAAGAGCUUCGCGCCCUACGCGGCAGGGAGUGGUAUCUCGGAGAUCAAAUGCAUCAUCGCAGGGUUCGUGAUGAAGGGCUUUCUUGGAUUCUGGACACUGUUGAUCAAGAGUAUUGGAUUACCUUUGGCCAUCGCCUCUGGACUGAGCGUGGGAAAGGAAGGGCCGAGUGUGCAUUAUGCCGUGUGCACCGGAAAUGUCAUCAGUCGCAUGUUCGACAAGUAUCGGCGCAAUGCCGCUAAGACGCGGGAGAUUCUGUCUGCAUGUGCUGCUGCUGGAGUGGCCGUUGCGUUUGGAAGUCCGAUUGGAGGAGUCCUAUUCAGUUUGGAGGAGAUGAGCAAUUACUUCCCACUGAAGACCAUGUGGAGGAGCUAUUUCUGCGCUCUGGUUGCAACAGCAGUGCUGGCUGCGAUGAAUCCCUUCCGCACCGGGCAGCUGGUCAUGUUCACUGUCAAAUAUGAUCGCACCUGGCACUUCUUCGAGAUUCCGUUCUACAUCAUGAUCGGAGUCUUUGGAGGCUGCUACGGCGCUUUUGUGAUGAAGUGGAAUAUGCGCGCACAGGCAUUCCGGAAACGUUACUUGACCAGAUUCCCCAUUCUUGAAGCAACAUUGCUCGCUCUAGGCACGGCUGUAAUUUGCUACUGGAACAUGUUUUUGCGCAUCGACAUGACGGAAAGCAUGGAGAUUCUCUUCCUUGAGUGCGAAGGUACCAACGAUUACAAUGGACUGUGCGACAAACAGAACCGCUGGUACAUGAUCUUCUCGCUGUUGGCAGCCACGAUUCUUCGGACGUUUCUGGUCAUCAUCUCAUAUGGUUGCAAGGUACCUGCUGGCAUAUUCGUGCCCUCCAUGGCGAUCGGUGCCUCCUUCGGGCGUAUGCUGGGCAUCAUUGUUGAAGCACUGCACCAAACCUUCCCUGAUGCAGCAUUCUUUUCGGCUUGUGAGCCAGAUGUGCCCUGUAUCACCCCGGGCACAUAUGCCUUUCUGGGAGCGGGCGCAGCUCUGUCAGGCAUCAUGCACUUGACAGUAUCUGUCGUGGUCAUCAUGUUCGAAUUGACCGGCGCGCUGACUUACAUUCUCCCCACUAUGAUCGUGGUCGGAGUGACCAAAGCUGUGUCGGAGCGAUUUGGCAAAGGAGGCAUUGCGGAUCGAAUGAUCUGGUUCAAUGGCUUUCCCUUCCUUGAUGGCAAGGAGGAGCAUACUUUUGGUGUACCUGUCAGCAAAUGCAUGACGGCUGACCCUACAGUAUUGCCCGCUACAGGACUGGCUCUCAAGCGAGUUGAGCAGAUCAUGGCAGACACCAAAUUUCAGGGUUUCCCAAUUGUCGAAGACACUAAGACAAACAUUCUGCUGGGCUACAUUGGCAGAGUCGAGCUCUUGUACGCCAUCGAACGCGCGAAGCGUGAGCAGCCCGUCUCUUCGUCUGCAAGGUGCUAUUUCAGUCCGCCUGAAGGCCCACGCACUGCAACGACUCCCUCUGCUGCCGCACCAGCCGUGUCCUUUGACGACAUUCCCGAAACAGGCGGCAGCAUGUCGAUCGAUUUCAGCAAGUUUGUCGACCCUACACCUCUUGCAGUACAUCCGCGUCUACCACUCGAGACAGUUAUGGAGUUCUUCAAGAAACUUGGUCCGCGAGUCAUCCUUGUCGAGCAUCGUGGCCGCUUGACGGGUUUAGUCACAGUGAAGGACUGUCUCAAGUUCCAAUUCCAGCACGAACAACACGAAAAUCCACGAGACGAUACCUCGCAGCUGCAGAGUCAAGAAAAGAUGUGGGUCUUACUCCGGGCAGCUGCCAUAUGGGUGCUAAUCAAACUCGACUGGGCGAGAAGCAAGGUCGGACUGGGAAGGCGUGUAACAUUGCAAAGCGGCGAGUAUGCGAAUAUUGCGGAAAGCCCUCGUGAGAGCGACACGUACCGAAACGAGCGAAGCACAGAAUUAGAUACUGAGGGCGCCGGUCCUGCGGCUGGAGGUGUGGAACUAGAAGAUAGAAGGGAAGUACUUAGCUAACCAGAAGCUCAAAUGCAUUCUUUCGUUGUACAAAUGUUUCGCCCAAUGCGCGGAUAUGUUUCUAUGCCACAUACUUCCUCAUCGGCAUUGACCCUGUAAAUGUCACUUUCGCAGUUGUCUCGCCAUCACAAUGCGUACCUCCAGACCUUUUCUUCCAGCACAGCUUGAUAUUUUGGUCCGAAAUCCGGUGCCACAAGCAACACUUCAGACCUCAGCUAAGCUCCCCCUUCGUACGAUAUUCCGCGCCGUAGCUUCCUUCACAGUACCAUGUGCCAAUAGCUGUAUCGCCAACAUGCUUUCGUGGAUAGCGUUCUCAUCAAAAUGGCGAAGGAUA
Cercospora beticola is the source of this 3082-nucleotide messenger RNA. RefSeq names its product chloride channel protein. Gene Ontology annotation, molecular function: voltage-gated chloride channel activity. Gene Ontology annotation, biological process: transmembrane transport; chloride transport; intracellular iron ion homeostasis. Gene Ontology annotation, cellular component: Golgi apparatus; early endosome; endoplasmic reticulum. The record is from RefSeq and is a predicted model, not a curated record. Lineage: Eukaryota; Fungi; Ascomycota; Dothideomycetes; Mycosphaerellales; Mycosphaerellaceae.